Messenger RNA from Leptopilina boulardi, 3887 nucleotides. Its product is annotated as IQ and AAA domain-containing protein 1-like. The transcript has 9 exons. Bases 1059 to 3683 code for a protein of 874 amino acids. NCBI's taxonomy places the organism in Eukaryota, Metazoa, Arthropoda, Insecta, Hymenoptera, Figitidae. The record is from RefSeq and is a predicted model, not a curated record. Gene Ontology annotation, molecular function: ATP hydrolysis activity; protein binding; ATP binding.
UAUAAAUAAAAUUUUUCAAAUUUGUAAAUUUGUUUGGAUUUUAAUUUUAUUUUCUGGUGUUUCAGACUAGGGAUGGAAAAGUCGACUUCGACUUUAGUCGAAAGUCGACUUUCGAUACUAAAAAGUCGACUUUUCGCGGUCGACUUUGAUUCGGUCGAAGUCGAUGAAAGUCGAUCUUCGUCGGUCGACUUCUCGACUUUCUGUCAACAUGAAAAACAACUGACACGUGAUAAACACGCAUGACGAAACUGUGGACUAACGGUUUUCGGGACGUUAUAUAUUAUUUUUCGUACAUUGUGUUGCACGACAUUAUUUUUAAUUAAAUAUUAAGCACAUGGGUCCUAGUGCUGUUUGGAUUUAUUUUUCAAAAAUUGGUGACGGCAGUAAAGUGCAGUGUACAGAAUGUAAAAAGGAAAUGUGUUUUAAUAAGAAUAAUUAAAUAAUAUUUAAUAACAAUAAUUUCGAUUGAAUUAUAAUUAUAAUUAGAUGAUAAAGAAUAAUUUUAAUAUUUUAAAAUAGAAUGUUUUUACCAUUAAUGUAGAAAUAUAAUCAAUUACAUUAAAAAUGUUUAUUCUGGAUUUUUCCUUUCAUAGUUACACUGAGAGAAAUGGAUAGUAAGAAUUUGAUAGUAAAAAGAAAGAUUGUACAAGGUACUAUCAUUGUGUUACUGACAAGAAUCUACUAUCAACAUUUUACUAUCCAAGAUGUUACCCAAAGACGUAAAAUAUGUUAGCUUUUGGAUUGUAGUCACUACUAUCAAAUAUUGUAAAAAUUAAAUGUGAGCGCAUGCGCUGAUUGUAGUGUAUACUUCGCCUAUUCAAUUGCGGUCCUUGUGUUUUCACGCACGUGUUUAUAUAUAGUGAAAAAAGUUGUGAAUAAAAAAAUGGACGAGUUUGUUAAAAAUUUAUUAAUGUCGUUGAAUAUGGAAUCUUUGAUUCCAUCUUUUGGAGCAAUAACCUCAAGAAAAUGAUAAUUAGGCAAAAAUUAAUGGAAACUUUAUAAUUUUCAACUCAAAAAUUAUUUUUAAAAUUACUUUGAUAUUUUAAUACUUCAUUUUCAUGUCUGAAUCGUAUUAUUCGAAAUUAUGGCUAAUUACUCAAAAAGACGUGGAGCAGUUAUUAGAAUUGGACGAAAAAGUGCAAGCAAAUGGAAGUACAGAAAAAAAAGUAGAAGCUUUAAAUCGCAUUUUGCCUAUUUACCUCAAAUAUCGAAAUAUUGUCAAACGACUCACUAUAUGUCACGAUCAAGUGAUACAAGUUCAAAAGCGAAAUUUAAUUAAACAAAUAUUAAAUUGUGCAAUUAUUAGAAUGCUUGAGUAUAAACGAGAAAUUGUUAAUCUUGACUAUUCAGAAUAUCAUUGGCCGGACAAUUUCAUGAUUCAAAUGAAGCUCACGCCCGACGACUUAGCGCUAACGACUCCCGCGUGUUUUACGUCGGAUAGAAAGGCUCUGCUGGAACAGCGCAAAAAAUACAUUGAGGACUUGAUCGCCAACGCGAAUGCACAAAAUGUCACGUAUAAGGAAGAAAUUGAGGAGUUGAGUGAAUCAGGAUCGAGAAAAGCUAGUGCAUUGGAUUUGCGACGACCAAGAUUACGAAGGAGAACGGAAAAAAUUAUUGUUCCACUCUCAAAAGCGCAAUUGGCAUUAGACGCAGAAUUUUUAGAGGAAAAAGCUGCGAGAUUGCGUCUUAAAAUGCAACAAAAAGAAUUCUUCGAUGCAAUUCUCCUGAUACAGAAACAUGAGCGAGCAAGAGUUGCACGUUCCUUGGCGAAACAUGCUGAGCGGCAGUUCAAUUACGAGAAUAAGCUAAGAAAGGGAGAGAUAGAACCUAAAAUGGAUAACGAAAGCAGAAAAAUGAGUGCAACGAUAACCAUUCAGAAGGCCUGGAGAAGUUACCUUGUCCGUAAGUCUCUUAAGAAAAAGAUGAAUCGACUUGAGACACUGCUGGGAAUGACAAUACCCAGUUGGAAAUCUCACGACGACGUCUUCAAUCAAGACGAAAAAAACUUUCAACAACGACUCGCUUUACAACCCUUGGCUGUUGAAAAAAUUGAAAAAACUGUCGCCAACGAAAAGAACAAACUUUGGAAAAUUCGUGGACCAGGCCUAAUGGAGGAUAUAACAGACGAGAUUCGAGAAUGGUUUUUGUUGUGGUACGGAGAAUUGGGAUAUUUUGAUGUUUAUCCAAAUGCGGAAGCUGGUGGUUCAAUUCUAAUGGCGACUGGUCAAACUCAAACACCCGAGGAAUAUGCAAAAAAAAUAAUGGAAAAAAAGAAAAAUAAAGCUCAAAUGGAAAAAGAAAAAACAACGAGAGAAAAAAAGAAAGGAACUGAGACAGAAGUAAGUGAAAAAGAGAAGAAGGGUUCAAAAAUAACAAAAUCACAAAUUCUCCCAUAUAUGCGUGAGGCUAUCGAUGAUUUUAUCAAAAAUUGGAGUCUACGUGAAGAAACCGAAAAUCAACAUCAAACGAUACAUUUUGAUCUGAUAAACGACGAAUUAUGCUACAAAUUACAAUUGGAAAUGCGAGAAAUUGUUGAUGAAAUCAUGCGAGUUGAAUUAAAUAAAUUGGUACAAGCCGUAAGAAAAGAUAACGCUGGGAAUAAAGAGAAAUUAUCAAUUAUGCCUGAGAUUAAAAAAGAAAAAAAACGGAAAAAAAUGAAAAAAAGAAAAAAAGAUCCCUUAUCGAAUGUACCAGUCGAGGAACUGUUCAAAGAACUUGCCUUGGCAAAUAUAAUAAGAUACAAUUCCUCAGUGAAAUUACAAGAUUGGAUUGGUGAUUUAUCAUAUGCAAAUUAUGAAGCUCAAAGAGAAUUUCGCGAGUACAGCCAUCGAUUGGGUGAAAUUAAACAACUCAUCAUGGAAUAUUGUAUUUUACCAUUGGGCUCAAAACAAAUAAAUCUAAUGUCACCCCAAGUGAAAUCAGUUUGUAUUUGUGGUUUAUCUGGAUAUGGAAAAACAUUUUUAGCAAAUGCAAUUUCAUCGGAAUGUGGAGCACUUGUAUUUGACUUGACGCCAAGUGUUUUAAUUGAUAAAUAUACAAGUAAAAAAAAUGAAAAACGUCUUAUGAAUAUAAUUGAAAAAGUUUCACGUGUUUAUGCACCUUCGAUAAUUUUUAUUGAUGGUGGUGAAAAACCAUGGUGGAAAAAAAUUCCUCCCGAAGAAAAGCAUACAAAACCAAAGAGAUUGGCGAAACUUUUGACAAAAUUUGUAAAAGGAAUAAAACCAGGAGAUCAGAUACUCUUCCUUACGCUCACGUCUCAGCCUUAUAAUGGAGGAAAAGCUUUCAUCAAAAUUCACGAUAAAUUUAUUAUAAUUCCAGUGACUGACUACAAUAGUUUAUUUAUGUUUUAUCAAAAUCUCCUAAUGAAAUAUCAUGGAAUCGAUAGAAAUAUUGAUAUUUCAUGUUUGGCAAAAGUUUCAAUUGGAUUGCCACUUGAAUUUAUUCGUGAAACAAUUGAAAAAGUUUUGAAUUUAAAAAGACGAAGUCAACUUUUGUUUAAACCACUCGAUCAAUUGGAAAUUAUGGAACAACUAUUAAAUUAUAAUGGACCUGGUGAGAGAAUUAUUAAAAAAUUUAAAGAAUUUGAGUUUAAAACACCGCUCGGCAAAAAAAGAAUAACGAUGAUACUGGCAAAAAAGGAGGAACGUGAACGAAUACAAAAAAUGAAGAAUAAGAGAGGUUGAAAUAUUUGGAGGAAUUUUUUUUUUUCAUUCAGUCAAUAAAAUAACUUCCUUAAGGUAUCACAUCGGUAAAACCGUUUUCUAUAGAUUUUCUUGAAAAUUUUACCAUAUGUUCUUAUUAUCAUUCUUGACAAAUUUGCAAAAUAUGAAGAAUUUUCGCCGUACGAAACCAGAGAUAUUAGCAAUCAAAGUUGCUUAUUUUGCAUG